AUGGAUAAAUUCAUUGAUUAUGUACCUUUACUUGAAAUAAUCAUCAAAAGUGUAGAAACUAAUUCAAUAAAAGUCAGAGAGUAAUUUGAAGAAAUUAAGAUUGAACUUGUGAAUGGUGAAGUAAAGGCUCUUACUGGUUAUGGAAAAUCUUAUAUAGGCAAUAAGGUCUAAUCAUUUACUUUUAAGUAACAUAUUCUAGAAGUGUUAUCCUUUCUCUGGAGAUUCGAAAUACUAAUGAUAAUGGUCUACAUCAUUAUCAGCUGGGCUCUUUAGGAUGAUGCAGCCAGCAAUUUAGUUCUUUUGUUUCAAAGCAUAGUAUUGCUAUUGGAUUAUUGUCUGUUUGUAAUAAAGUCUGUUCUAAAAUUUCGUAAUUUUAGAAUAGUGGAAUCACAAUUGAAUGAAUAGAGAUAUAGCAUAUUGGAGAAUUUUAUUCAUUCCAAAGAACCUUUGGCAUCAGAUUCUUCUGAAGAUAUAAACACUUAUUUCUAUCCAUAAAAAUAAGUAUUGAGAGAAUAGAUAAAAGUUGGUGAUAUUGUUAUCUUAUAAAAAAAACAUGAAUGUCCUGCAGAUGUAUUACUAUUGGAAUCGAGUCAUCAGGUUGUAUAAAUAGAUUAGAAUGAAUUUGGUAUUCAAACACCUAAAAUAACAAUUCCUUGUUAAUCUACUUUUAGUAAUUUAAAUCGUUUAUCUUUAGUAUAACCAAAAUCUGAUACAAAAGGAGUAUUGGUUGAGUUCAAAUUAACUUUGAAUGGACAGAUCUAGUAUUCCUAUCAGCUUGGCAAGAAGUCAAGCUUGAUGGGAACAAUAAAAUUAAAGAAUGAUCCAAAAGUGUUUAAAUUCAAUCAGGACAAUAUUAUUUUUAGUGGGGAGAAGCUAUUAAAUACGGAUUGGGCAUUAGGAAUAGUUUUGGUAGCAGGGAAUAAUUGUUUACGUAUUUAUAAACCAAUCAAGCAUAAACGAUAAAAGUCAUUCCUGUUUAUUGGUCUCAUAAUCCUUGGGUACUUUAUAAGUUUGCUUGCAAAUCUAAGUUAUAAAUCAAUUUAUGGAAUCCACUUAUGUUUCAAUUCUAUGUUACUUCCAUUAUAUGCAAUAUUCUAUAAGGAGUUCGUCUAGAUCUUUCAUUACAUCAAGCAACCAAGUAUUCAAAAGAAAGUCAAGCCCAUGAAUGCCAUAGGAUAAGGAAAUAGCCAAGGGAAAGACAUUGUUUAAGAUGAUAAACACAUUUGGAUUGAAUUCAACAAGGUGAAGAAUAUGACUGAGAUCUUUUCAUAGGAUAACCUGUCGAAUUAGGAAUAAAUUAAAGACUUCUAGAUUAUGAUGUAAUAAACUAAUUAUUGGAAAUGCUCAAAAGUGAAUUUGGUGUGUUUGGAAUUGAAUCAACAGUAUUUUCAUAAGAAGAGGAAGAUCCAAUCAAUUUAUAUUGAUGAUAAACAAUACAUGUUCAAAUACAAACAAUUAGUAACAAUUAUGAAUAGUAAUUAAAUUUAAUUCGGAGAUAAUUAUUAUAAAACCUUGUUAGACACAGGCAGAGAAAACGAUAUUUUUGAUGAAGACAAGAAGGAUUACAGUGAAUUGAUCAAUUCCCAUCCUUACUCGCCUCAUAAUUAAGAGGAAAGAUAAAAUUAUGGUAUGAGUACUAAUUUGCAAUUUUCACUCUCAAAGAAAACCAUUGAUGUGUCUUAAUAGAAGAAACUAAAGAAUUCCUUAGGGAAAACUAUAUCAAUUAGAACUAGAAUUGUAAAGAGUGGGAGUGACUAAAGCUCAUCUAUCAAUUAAUUAUAGAAGCAAUAAUUGAAUGAAUAGCAAUUUAUCACUUAAUUGUUUGAUGACUUCGACAAUCAAUAUCACGAGAAAGUUGUUGCCUUAUUGCUCUUAUGUGAGAUAGAGAAUAAAUAUAAUGAAUAAAAAAAGACUAUAGAAACUUAUUGUAAAAACCCAUAGGAUUAUAUUUUAAUCGAGUUUUGCAAUCUCUUAGAAUACAAACUUAAAUGUAGCAUUGAAACCGAACGUUAAAUUUAUGACAUAGUUCUCAAAAGUUAACUCAAAAUCAUUGAAAUUCAAGGCAAAUUGAAAUAAUAUAAGAUCUUAAGUGAAAAUAAACAAACCAAGAAUAGAGUUGGAGUUUAUUCUGUGCUCUUAAAAGACCCAGAAGAAUUCAAUGAAGAUGAAGGUGCUCUUCUAUAUAUAAAAAUUGAUACUUCACAAAUGUAUGAAAACACCAAUAUGAAUAUCAAUGUGUUAGAAACUAAUUCAACUCUAUAUUAUAUGUUGAAACGUGGUCAAUAACCAACCUUGUAUUUUAAGAAGUAACUCAAAAAGAUAGAAGCUAAAUAAUUCUUGUUAAAUAAGAUGAAUAUUAUGAAUUCAUACACCACAGACGAAGAUUAAUUAGAGUAAUUGUAUUUGCAAUUGGAAUCCUAGGCUGAAUUGCUUAUGAUUAUUGGAACUCAUGCAAAAAUAGAUCAAAGUGCUCUUCUGACAAUAGAUGCAUUCUCAUAAGCAAAUCUAAAUACGUGGUUAGUUUCAGCUGAAAAUCAAUUUGUGGUUCUGAGAUUUUUGUUUGAUGCAAAAUUUAUAGAAAGUGAAAAUGAGCUAUAUUAAUUCAGUUCUGGGGAUGAGAGAACUUUGAAAUUUGCUAUUUAGAGCGCCUGCUCAAAUCUGAUAAAAAUUUUUGAAGCACAAGACUUUGAAAAGAAGUAUAUUCUCCUGAGCUGUGAAGCCUUGCUGACUAUAAUCAAAGAUGAGUAUCUCUUAAAUCAUUUUGCCAUAAUAGUUUAGUUCAGCAGGGGGCUGGCCUUAUAUGAUAGUUUGGAGAUCUCAAAGGUAAAAUUAUAUAAGAUUGCCAAAAAACUCAAUAUGCAAAUUGGAUACAUAGGAAGUUGUGUAAAUAAUCAAAGAGUCUAUAAUAUGAGUUAAAUAUCAAUUGAUAUCAACCCGAAAUGCUACACUCAAUCCAAGCCUUGUUAUUUAGUAAAUUCGUUAAGAUGUGCAGAAUAAAUCCUAAUACUCCAGUGUAUCAGUUCGUCUUAGUUAGCCUAAUCGAUUCUUUACUUUUGGUUAUACGAGAUGAUUCUAUUUGUGCUCAUUAACCUCAUAAAUUAAGGGUAAUUCUUAACCUAAAGUUGCAACAUCCUCCUUUUAUUGAGUCAAACGUUUACAGUGAUGAUUUAAUUACUAUCUCAUAAUCAACGAUUCAAGAAUUCAGAAGUGCAUUACAAAGGGUUAAUACCCUAAAGAUGCUUGGUUAAGGUUCUGUUUAAUAAAGAGUCAUUGAUUAAGAUAUUUCUAGUAGGAGUAAUUGAUGCAGCAAUAGUUAGUAUACCAUUAUAUGCUACGAAAUACUUAUACGGAGACUCAAACUACUUACCCUUAUCAUAAUUUGCCUUUAUUAUCACUCUAGAAUUAAUAGUCAAAAUAUAAUUGUAUUUCUAAUUAUUCGAAUAACAAUAUAAAUAGCUUCUGGGAUUAUUAUUAUUGAGUGUAUUCGUUGUUGCAUUGGUGACAUUUCUAACUAUUCCCGAUUAUAAUGAAUAUCAUGUAUCUUACUCAGAUUUGUUUUAUAGCCCUGGAUUUAUAAUAAGGAGUUUAAUCUUUGUUUAUAUAUUUGCAUUUGUAUUUAAAUUUGCAGUAGCCUCUAUUUUAUAAUUGUACAAUUUGGAGAUGUUCUAGGAUCUUUUAAUUACAGAUGAAUCAAAUUUUAAAAAUAUUGAACAGACUAAGAAAUAAAGAUAAACUAAGCAGAGCUUAUAAUUAUCUAUUUAAUCAAGAAAGAAAUUUAUUAAAUCCAUUUUGGCAGAUAACAAUCAGAUGGAUGACUCCAUUUAUAAGGCAUUGAAUAAUAACAUUAAUAAUGAUGAAUAAAUAGAAUUAAAGAAAAAUUUGACUUUCAACCAGAAGGAAUUCGAGAUAAGAUAUCAAGAGUCUAUGAGUUAGAAUUCAAUUUUGUAUAUCAUCUUUGAGGCUGCUGUUUUCAUCAAUUUAUUGAUCUAAGUGAACUACAUUGAGAAUAAUAUAGCAAUCUAUAUUAUCUGGGGUGUGCAACUGUUCUACAGUAUUACAAUUCACAUUCUAUAAUACUUGGAAAUAACACCUCGUAAGAUCUAAUAAAACUUGCAAUUGAUCAGUAUCUUAAGUAGAUUUUUAUUUUAAUAUAUUACGAUAUUCUUAUUGGAUUAGGAUUACAUAAUGAAUCAAGUCAUUUUCACGUCAAUAUUUAUGAUAAUCCUCUUAAAUUAUUCAAUAAAGCAGAGUCUUAGAUUUAAAGGUACAAUAAUCCUUAUGAGUUUAAUUAGUUUGGGGGUUGUUUUGAAGUUUAUAACACCCAAAUAUUAAUACUCUCCAUAGAAAUAGAUAAUUUUUAUUUUGGCUUUGAUAAUCAUCUGUAGUUUAUCGAUUGUAUGCGGCUAUUUCUUAUCUUAUGUGAAUGAGUAUUUGAGGAGACAGAACUUUUUAUUGCAAGAGUAAUUGGAGAAGGAACAAAAGAAAUUGAAUGACGCCUUGAGUAUAUUGAUGCCCAGAUUUAUUAAGGAGAGAAUGGCAAGAGGAUAUAUAUAAAUACAAGAAGAUCAAGGACCAGUCACAAUCCUAUUUUGCGAGAUUUGCGACUUUGAUGAUAUUAUUGAAUCUGAGAAGGUGUCAAUCAUAAGUUUUCUGGAUUCUAUCUAUAGAACCUUCGAUACAAUUUGCAACCAGUAUAACAUCUAGAAAAUUGAGACAGUAGGAUAGAUCUAUGUUUGUGCAUCAGGAUUAAAAGACUAUGAUAUAAUUGAUAAGCAAUCAAAAAACUCAACAUAGAAAAUGAUUGAAUGUGCAAUUGCCAUGAUGGAGUCAACUAAUAAUUUAAAAUAUUAAGAUAAACAGAUAGUUAUAAAGAUUGGAAUUAAUUAUGGGAAUGUGAUGGCUGGAGUCAUUGGCCAACAUAAACCAUAAUUCUCAUUGAUAGGAGACACUGUCAAUACAACCAGCAGAGCAUGUACAGUAUGUGAACCAGGCAAGAUUUCAUUGACUGAGACUGCCUUUAUUAGAGUCAGACAAAUGAAGUACCAGUUCUAAGUUAAGGAGAUCAAUAUGAAGAAUAUUUAUGUUCUUUAUUAACUGGUAAUUAAUAAGAAGAGCACCUUUGCAGCAAAGGUCGACAAGUCACCAAUCAUUAAGUUGGUGAGUUCAAUUUAAUUUAAAAGAUUGGACUCUAAUGAUAAGCCAAUUAACAAUGAUCUUAUGACAAAUGCUGUUAAUCCUGCAGGGUUCUAAUUUGAUCUAGCAAGGAAAUCAUCAAUGUCUAGGAAUAAAUCUGUUUACUAGUUACCUGUUGAGUAAUUUGGGAAAGUGAUAUAAGAUGUAAUCACAGCUAAUAAGUUAAUAUUAGAGGAUAUAUCUAAUAGACGUAUUACUAUGCAUAGAAAGAGUAGAGUCACUAGAUAUAAGGAAGUGAAUCCUUAAAUGAUGUCAUCACAUGAUUAAGUUUAAUAACCAUAAUAAUAACAAUAACAAUAACAAUAAUAAUAAUAAAAGACAGAAGAUCCAUUAGGAGAUUAGUUUGGUGAUCUCUUUGAUAAUAUGAAGGUAGCUGAUUCUUAAAAAAAUGUUGAUGAUUUAAUGCCAAAGAGCCCAUAGAAUAAUGUUAAAAGCUAGAAAUCAAUAUAAAAUAAUAAUAACAACCAUCUUUUUGAUUCCACUCUCCAAUAGGAAGAAAAAAUUGAAAUUCCAAAACUACAAUAAUUAAUUGGAAAUCAAGAGAAAAUUGAAACAGAUAUUAUGUAGGAAUUGAUUAGAGUCAAAUGUGACUUUGGUACGAAUCAAGCGAGAAGAGUAUAUUUUCGUCAAUUCAAAUACAAAGAGAUGAUACGAAUUUAUAAUCAUAAAUUAUUUAAGGAUAUGGUUUAGUAUUGUUUAAUUCUAUUUAUUUACUUGAUGAUAUUUUAAUUGCCCAUUUUAUUUGCUUUAAUGGAAUACAAACAAUAUUUAGGAGUCAAUCUUACUAUUGAAGGAUUGAAGAUUGCAUUCUAUUUAAUGAGUUGCAUUGUUGUUCCAUUUUGCUUAAGGGAUGCUUAUAAAUAUAUAUUCUAAAUAGGGAUGAUCAUAGGCUAUUUCAUUAGUAUUUUAUUCAACAUAAUAACAAUUAUAAUUAACGACCCAAUCGAAAGAUCCUAUAUUACUCUAAUCCUAGCUUUCACUUUAUGUUUAGGAUACUAUUUGAGAGCUUUACCCUAUUUCACUUCUCGUCAUAGAAAACUGCUAUUCAUUUUAAAAUACUUUCACAUAAUUUUCAUCUUAUCUUUCGCCAACGAGUGGAAUGAAACAAUCAUUUUUAUUCUCGCCAUGGAAAUCUUUAUAUUUGUACAAAGAAAUCAAAAUGAAGAUUUACUUUAUUAGAAUUACAAUAUUCACGAUCAACUCUUGUAACAAUAACAAGAAUAAAACAAAAUAAUCAGUCAUCUUUUACCUUCUCAUAUUUUAUAAUAAUAUUUUAAAGAAUAAGAUACAAUACCUGACGUAUUUGAGAAUGCAACAAUCCUCUAUGCAGAUAUAGCAGGCUUUACUAAAUAUUCUACUAGUGUUGAUGCUUAAUAAGUAUUGUAAAUGUUGAGUUCCCUCUUUAAUAAGUUUGAUGUUGCUUGCACAGAAAACAAUGUUUAUAAGUUGUAUUCAAUUGGAGAUAGUUAUGUUGUUAUAGGAGUUUUAGAUGCAAACAAUGGAAUCAGAGAAGAAGAAGCUUAUAAUGUUGUCAAUCUUGGCUUUUAACUACUUGAUAUAGUAAAUUUACUUAAGAAAAAUAUUCAAUAUCCUGAUAUCAAUAUGCGAAUUGGAAUACAUACAGGGAAUAUAAUUGGUGGGAUAGUAGGAACAGAUAUUGUGAGAUAUGAUAUAUAUGGAUCAGAUGUGGCUAUAGCCAAAAAAAUGGAAUAGAAUUCAUAAAUUGGAAGAAUCAUGGUUUCUGAGGAUACUAUGAAAUUUUUAGAUGCCACUUACACAGGAGAAUUUAGCUAUGUAUUUGCUAAUCAGAUUGAACAUCGAAAUAGAAUUAUUUAAGGUUAUUAUAUAGACAAAGUAUAAAUUGAAGAAUGAAGCCUUUCUUAAUAAUUAUCAUUAUUAUUUAAUACAACUUAUAUUCU
Messenger RNA from Paramecium tetraurelia, 7112 nucleotides. RefSeq lists its product as uncharacterized. The record is from RefSeq and is a predicted model, not a curated record. The transcript is spliced from 10 exons. Gene Ontology annotation, molecular function: adenylate cyclase activity. Gene Ontology annotation, biological process: cyclic nucleotide biosynthetic process; adenylate cyclase-activating G protein-coupled receptor signaling pathway; intracellular signal transduction. NCBI's taxonomy places the organism in Eukaryota, Ciliophora, Oligohymenophorea, Peniculida, Parameciidae.